Molecule: messenger RNA, 432 nt
Organism: Caenorhabditis briggsae
Lineage: Eukaryota; Metazoa; Nematoda; Chromadorea; Rhabditida; Rhabditidae
Exons: 1
Molecular function (GO): protein dimerization activity
Source: RefSeq, a predicted model, not a curated record
AUUCCGAUUGAUAUCGUGAACGAUGCUCAGAAGCUUCUGGACGAUUUGGGAAAAAGUGUUGAGGAAAUGAGAUAUCAGGCGCCACCACAAAGCCAACCACCUGCACGUCAUCUCACUUUCCUUCAACGUACUCUGGGCGGAUCAAGCGCCCCAAAAAGCAGUUCGCUUCAUCAAGAACAGCAGCAAUACGAGAGAGACACCAGAAGUAUGCCUGCAUCGAAAUUUUGGCCUCUGGCAAAAAGCUCCUAUCCAAUAUUGCACGAAAUCGCCCGAAAAGUUCAUGCGAUUCAAGCUUCGGAAGCAGAUGUAGAAAGAUCUUUUUCAAUCAUAAAAAACUUGUACACACCAAAUCGUCAGAGCCUGGACUUAAAAAUGCUGGAAAAGUUGAUGAUUUUCAAAGAAAAAGAUCGAUUCGACACAGGCGAGACUUGA